GGUAGCUGUCACAAGCUUCAAAUCAAUUUUAAAAUUUUCGUUUGGCAAAAAAUUUGUAAUUGAAUUUUUCUUUUCCAUUUUAUUACAUUUUUUCAACAGUCUGCACAACGGUUGUCAGAGUAACGGUACAAUAAAACGUCGCGGUGGUAAUUCGCUUGUUCGAUAUUUGAAUGAAGACCUUUUAAUGAACCAAGAAAUAUUGUAAAAUAUUUUUUUCCAUAUUUUUUUUUACAUUUCCCAACAAUAAAACAAAUAACGGUAUGUCGGUUAAAAACGACUUCGCGCGCAUUUUUGUACAAUUCGUGGAUGAAUGCAAAGAGAGCGGUUUGGAAAUCGACAAAAAUUUCGCGUAUUUCUAUGUGCAUUUGUUGGCGCGCGACGCACGACUCGGGCUGCGUCAGGAAAUAGCGGACAACUGCAAAUUGCUGCAAUUGAAACGGAAUGCUAUUCAACUGUAUAAGAAUAAGACAGAUCCGACAAUGAGUAAUCUACUAAUGACCUAUUGUUAUCGAAAUUUCCGCGAAUUGAAUAUCAAUAAUUUGAAAGAAAUGUACGAGGCGAGCUUUCAAAAGAAGCUACAAACUCUCAUCGAGGGCAUACUACAAUAUCCGGAGACGAGCAACGACAAGCAGCUGGACGAAAUGCUCUACAAGAUGCAGGUCUUCAUAAUAGCCAGCUACAAUAUUGGCGAUCCGAAGAAUCAUGUUCUCUUGAAGCAGACGCGACAAAGUCUUAAAAGCGUGCUCAGCCAUGGAGAUUUGCAAAACUUUGUUUUGAAGAAGCGUUAUCAUCGUUUGGAGUAUCUACAGCGUUUGACAGCCACUGUAUGCGGCAUACUUAUCUACAAUAAUUGUGAUCCGAAUGGCGAGCGGGAAAAUAUGCGUGACAUCUUAACCGAUAUACAAAUGGCAAAAACGAACACCAGAGAAGCGCUUGAAACUGCUAUAGAGGAUAUCAAUCACUACAUAGCGACUGGCAUAGAGGCUAUAGGCAAGCUAAUAGAGGUGGAUACAAAGCAUAAGAAGGUCCACUGCAAGUGGCCCAUUGAAAAAGUGCGCGAAAUCAAUAAAUACGUAAUAUUGUUCAGUUCAUAUGAUAGACUACUGAAAAAUAUAGUCGAGUCUUUCGAGAAAACGGAAUAUCUAGUGAGUUUGGAUCAAAAGAAGAUGGAUUGCAUAAUAGAGAAAAUUAAUGAAAUACUAAAAUAUCGCACAGCAAUCGAAUCGCAAUUGGUGUUCCCACAUUUCAAGUACCUCUCGCAAUUGUGGACCUCAUUAAUGCUGUCGCUGAGCCACUUGGCCGAAUUGAAUAGGCUCAAAGAGCUGCUGGACGAGUAUGUAAGCGAGGAAAUCAAGGAGAAUUUUUGCAAACUUUUGAAGAUAACCGAAGUGCGACGCAAGGUGGUGAAAAAUGAACUCCUACAAACAUUCGGUGAACUUGUGGAACGCACCAAUAAAGCGCAUCCCGUUAUGACAUCACUGCAGAAAGUCACAGUGAACUUUCAAGAUUACUGCGCGCUAACGAUCGCACUAACUAACGGUUUGCUGACACCCGCUUUUCUCACGAAGAAACUUUGCGAAGACUCACAAUUUCGUUUCGGUUUUGCCAAUAUAGAGUUCGCAAAAUAUGCCGAACGUUAUUUCGAAGAAUUCAUACAUACACUAAAGACGGCUAUUUACACUUCAGUCGAUCUCAUUUUACUCUUCGGACUGGCCGAUGUGCUGCUACAAAAGGACUUUGUGGACGAGCAUAAGCAACGUAGGAGAACACUAGUGUCGGCGAGUGGCACACAAACGGAAAUGGUUGUUGUAAACGAUCUCACGCCCGCAAAUCGCAUAAAUGUCACCUGGAAUCAGUGGGACUUUCAUCGCGAAACUAUACACUUGGCGUAUAUACGAAAACUACAGACGCGUUCGCAGCAGACCGCAUUGUCGUUCGGCACCAUGAAUGCGCAAAACGAAUGCUUGCCAUACGGACAUCGUACAAAUUGAUUGUUAUUUUUGUACUGUGAGAUUUUUUUGUCUUUCAAAUAAAUGUGUGUAUAUAAACUGGG
Molecule: messenger RNA, 2053 nt
Organism: Zeugodacus cucurbitae (melon fly)
Lineage: Eukaryota; Metazoa; Arthropoda; Insecta; Diptera; Tephritidae
Exons: 5
Coding region: 261-1991 (576 amino acids)
Biological process (GO): regulation of cilium beat frequency
Cellular component (GO): ciliary basal body; axoneme
Source: RefSeq, a predicted model, not a curated record